Molecule: messenger RNA, 2142 nt
Organism: Chanos chanos (milkfish)
Lineage: Eukaryota; Metazoa; Chordata; Actinopteri; Gonorynchiformes; Chanidae
Gene: c2cd2l
Product: c2cd2 like
Exons: 14
Coding region: 7-2139 (710 amino acids)
Biological process (GO): positive regulation of insulin secretion involved in cellular response to glucose stimulus
Cellular component (GO): cytoplasmic side of apical plasma membrane
Molecular function (GO): phosphatidylinositol binding; phosphatidylinositol transfer activity
Source: RefSeq, a predicted model, not a curated record
GGGAGCAUGACGACAGUCGAGGACUUGAGCUGGUGGAUUCUCGUGGCGCUUUUCUGCGUCUCCCUCCUGGUGGUCUCGGCCUGGUUGGUGCAGUUCUCUCUAGCCUUACUGCGCCCCAGGAGGGCAGCUGUCCAAAACAGGAGCGGGGAGACCGCUUGGCAGUUCCCCCUUCGUCUUACUCAUCAGACCCUGACGGGGGGCGUGUGGGGGUCUCUCCAGAGGCUUCGGUUCAGGCGGGACGGGAGGGAAAGCGAAAGCGAGGCGGGGGUGAAAGGUCUCUUGUCCUCGCUGUUUUCCUUCAGGUCGUUCAGGGAGCAUUGGAAGAGAGCCUGGAUCCAGGCCCUCAACGCACAAGCGCACAGACAAGGGAGCUCCAUUCAAAUCACCUUCGAUGACAGCCUUCAACUCCCAGCCUCUGCUUCUGUCGACCAUGUGACCUGCACCGACCAAUCAGCUCACAGUAUGGUUUUGCAGUGCAGUUGCUCAGUUGACACCGUAAAGUUCCCUGUGACUGUCACUCAGCAGUCACCUGCGGCCGUUUCCAUGGAUACGUACCAGAUCACCAUGGAGCCCAUGCAGGCUCAGCUGAUGAUCUGUCUUGAGGAGAUAGAGGAAGAGGGUCUGCUUGUGUCCUGGAGUUUUUCCCAGCAGCCUCUGCUCUCCAUAAAGGUGUGCCCGCGGACACAGGUCCAGAGAGAGGGCGCUGAGACACAGGUGGACAUGGGUGUGAUUGGUGACCUGGUUGAGGAUGCCCUGUACACCACCCAGCCGGCCAUGAUCCUCAACCUGAGAGCGUGUGUCUCCAGCCCAGCAUUACCCAAAGAGAGGCAGCUGGGGGGGCUGAACUCCCCAGCGCAGGGAAUCUCGUCUGGCAGACUGCUGGUGCGUCAGCUCGCCGUGUCCAGUGUCCGCAAAGGUAGUUCGUCUCAUCUGGCUGAGCUGUGCUGUGUUCUGAGCCUGGACGUCCCCUCUCUGGAGAGGAGGACCCGAUUCCUGUCCCCGCCCUCUGGCCUCGAAACCACGCUGGACUGGAGUGAAGACCUCACACUGGAUUUGCGUCCAGAGACCAAAGAGCUCAAAGUGAGACUGAUGGAGCGCAACAGCAAAGGGGAACAAUUCUUGCCUGGUCACGCCUCCUUGCCGUUGGACCUCUUGAAAAAGAGCCCCACUGGACAACACGUGUUGUCAAUCAACCCUGGUCCCGGUAUGUCAGAGACUGCUACGGUCACCUUGGAACUGCUGUAUUUGGAGUCAGGUGACAUUCGUGGAUGCAAUAACGUCACUCCCCUCCGUUCUUCCCUCACGCCGUCUAAGAAGGUGGACGUGGACCGUACCAUCAUGCCGGACGGUACCAUAGUUACCACGGUGACCACGAUCCAGUCUCGACCGAAACUGGACCGUAAAAUGGGGGACUCUCCAUCCAGAUCACCCUCUAAGGUGGAGGUGACGGAGAAAAGGCCGGUGGUUCUCACAGACAGCCUGCAGAGCACAGCCAGUGUUAGCUCCUCCCCCAGCUCUGAAAGUCCCCUCUCUAACGGGCUGGAUCCGGUCGCCGAGACGGCGAUCCGACAGCUGACCGAAUCGGCCAGUAAAGUGCCCAAGAAGACGCCCACCAAACGGAGCACGCUCAUCAUCUCUGGAGUGUCAAAGGUCCCGAUCACAGAGGACGACUCAGCGAUGUCGAUUGGCUACGCUGCCGCCAUGGACGCGGCCCUGCACGGGGAGCACUCACCAGGCACGCCCCAAAACCACUGUGGCUCCGCCCCUCACCAGGACCCCGACGAGACGACACCGUCAGACGUGUCAGAGCGUCCGUCUGUGGACGAUGUGGAGUCUGAGACUGGGUCGACCGGAGCGCUGGAGACACGGAGCCUGAAAGACCACAAAGUGGGCUUCCUGCGUAGUGGCACUAAGCUGCUGUUUCGGAGGAGGCACAAGCAGAAGGACCCCAGCUUCAGCCAGUCCCACGAGGACAUCUCCAACCUGGCCGACGACUCCCCCUCCACCAGCUCAGCCAGCAGCCGCAAGAAAUCCGGAAGCUUCUCCCGCCGCCUCAUGAAACGCUUCUCUUUCCGAUCGUCCAAGUCAAAGGGCAAAGCCAGCGUCACUAAUGGAGGGGCUAGCACAGCUGACAAAUGAGAG